CCGAGCCAGAAUGCCGAGCAGGUCGUCGUCCAUGAGCCACAGCCUCGACUUUACGACGAUGGAGUCGUCGCCGCUCCCGGGCUGCUCGAUCCUCGCGAUGCUGUUGCUCUGCGCACCUCGCAUGGCCAUGCAGAUGGCGUGGUCGGCGUACUGGGCCGCGUUCAGCCCAACCCUCGAGACGCGCCUGGCGUCCUGGGUCGUCCAGCUUAUGCAGAUCAUCGGCCCCAUCACGGGCCUGCUCGUGUACCCGACGGUCGCCGUCUUCAGCGACCACUGCACGUCGCGCUAUGGCCGGCGGCGGCCCUUCCUGCUCGCGGGCACGUUCGGCACGGUCACGGUCUGGGUGCUCAUGAUGCUGACCAACUUUGUGCCUGCUCAGUACCGCGACGGCUUCACAAUCUUCCUCUAUGUGUGCAUGUGCGUCUCGGUGAACGUGACGCAAGUGCCCGUGAUGCUGCUCAUCGCCGACUUUGCCGGCGACCGCCAAGUCACGGCCUUUAGCAUCGCGCAGGCGUACAACACGCUGGGCGCGCUCCUCGUCUCGGGCUACAUUUCGCUCUUUGGCCCGGCGACCGACACCUUUGUGACCUUUCUCGCGAUGCUCAUCCUCGUGCUCGUCAGCACCGUGCUCCCCGUGUGCAUUUGCUUCCGCGAGACGCCGUACGUGCCCGACCAGCCGCAUCGCGACCUCAAGAGCGGGCUCCUCGCCGUCUACCACGGCAUCAAGUACCUCCCGCGGCUCCUCGCCGUCUACUGCGUCGUCUUCAUCUUGAUCAUGUUUGGUUUUUCGUGCUACAAUGGCAACAAGGCGCAGUUCUUUGGCCUCGUUGUCAACGAUGGCAACGCGACCGGCGCCGAUGUCUGCGGCGAUAAGUGCUCGCCGGCCCAAGCCGCGUACAACGACGGCGCCAAGUACGCGCUGGGGUUCGUCGACGCGCUCGCGUCAUUUGUCGACCUCGCGUACCUUCUCUUGCUGCCGCGGCUCGUCCAGUGGUAUGGUGCGCGGCGCGUCUUCACCUUUGCACUCUUGCCGCAAAUGCUCUUUGUCGUGCUCUCGUGGGUCCACAGCAAGCCGCUCGGCGCGUCGAUCGUCGCGCUGGCGUCGAUUUCGUUCAACACGGUCAACUCGAUGCAAAUUCCCGUCAUUUUGCACGUGAUUGGGUACGGCGAACUCAACGGCCUCGGUAUGUUUGCCGGCGCCUUCAACUCGGCCAACUGCUUUGGCCAGCUCCUCACGUUCGCCGUGUCGCCGAUCCUCGUGACGACCGACCUCACGCACGCGCUCCCGAUUUUAGUCGGCGGUAUCGUGACCUUUCUCGGGUUUCUGGUGGCGUUUUUCAAGUUUGACAUUCGCAUGUUUACGCUCUAA
Molecule: messenger RNA, 1369 nt
Organism: Saprolegnia parasitica CBS 223.65
Lineage: Eukaryota; Oomycota; Saprolegniomycetes; Saprolegniales; Saprolegniaceae
Exons: 1
Coding region: 11-1369 (452 amino acids)
Cellular component (GO): membrane
Molecular function (GO): sucrose:proton symporter activity
Source: RefSeq, a predicted model, not a curated record